AUGGUUUUUAACUACUCAAUUACAUUUGAUAAUAUUCCAUCUCCAACUAGAGAUGAUUGUGAACUAGUAACAGCUGAAAAUGGUUGUUCUGUACGUGUUGGAUGGCUCAAUGAUGGUACGAGUGAAGUAUAUUAUGAUACAGAUCCAGAUUUACCAUUCGAUAGUGUUGUAGCAAAAACAGAACGUAAAGUAACUACAUGGUCUGGUGAAUAUGUAACUAACAGAUUUAUUGCUUACAAUUGUAAACCUUCAAAUACAACUCCAUGUAACACUGUUGACAAUUUAAAACUUGCUAUUAUCUCAACAGUGUUGCCUACUGAUGAACAAAUACAAAAAUUUGAUUCAUUAAUUGUUCCAACAACAGAAUUUUAUGGUGGUUUAUGUUUACAAGUUUCAAAUAUGACAUAUUGUCCUAACACUAAUAUACUUAGUUGUCAACAAUGUAUAAGUAUUAUUCAAUAUUCUGAACAAACAGAUAUAUGUGCAAUGUGUCCACCUGGAAAAGCUGUAACAAACUUUUUUGAUUAUUAUACAACAUAUUUUCUUAAUAAUCAAACUCAAUUGGAUAGAAUAACAUUAGCAUGCCGAAAAUAUGGUCCUUGUAAUUCAAUAGAAAAUAUUGGACGGAUCAAAAAUACAUUAAUUACUAAAUUUGACUUUGAUAAAUUCUUUCGAUCAACAACAUCGAUCACAAAACCAACUAUGAUCAUUUUCUUUAUGAUGCUUACAAUUGGACUGCUUUAUGCUGAUUAUGUACAAUAG
This is a messenger RNA of Rotaria sp. Silwood1, 762 nucleotides long. NCBI's taxonomy places the organism in Eukaryota, Metazoa, Rotifera, Eurotatoria, Philodinida, Philodinidae. The record is from the annotation of a GenBank genome assembly.